Necator americanus (New World hookworm) is the source of this 951-nucleotide messenger RNA. RefSeq lists its product as uncharacterized. The transcript has 11 exons. The record is from RefSeq and is a predicted model, not a curated record. Gene Ontology annotation, cellular component: Set1C/COMPASS complex. Gene Ontology annotation, molecular function: chromatin binding; protein binding. Bases 1 to 951 code for a protein of 316 amino acids. NCBI's taxonomy places the organism in Eukaryota, Metazoa, Nematoda, Chromadorea, Rhabditida, Ancylostomatidae.
AUGAAGCUGACACCUAGCAGUGUCCAACAUUUUGUAUGUGCGAAGAAAUUCAGCGAGAAUUCCAUGAGGAUAAACAGUAUCGACUACUCUGCUGAUGGAUUAACUAUGAUCACUUCAAGCGAUGACGACUCAAUCUUCAUCUACAGCAUGCAAACUGGAACACGCACUCGCAAUGUAAAUAGUAAGAAGUACGGAGUUGAUCUCAUUCGCUUCUCCCACAAUACAAGCAAUGCUAUUCACUGUUCUACAAAAGUUGACGACACUAUUCGUUACUUAUCUCUUCAUGACAACAAGUAUAUUAGAUACUUUCCUGGUCACACAAAGAAAGUUAUGUGCUUGAGUAUGAACCCUAGUGAUGACACUUUCCUCUCUGGAUCUUUAGAUAAAACUAUUCGGCUUUGGGACUUGCGCUCACAAAACUGUCAGGGAUUGAUGCAAGUUAAUGGUAAGGCAAUCGCCGCUUUCGAUCCUGAAGGCUUGAUUUUCGCAGCUGGUAUCAACAACGAACAAGUGAAACUCUACGACCUCAGGUCUUUCGAUAAGGGUCCAUUCACUACUUUCAAACUAGAGGCGGAGCGGUCUUGUGAAUGGACAGGCAUGACAUUUUCACCUUGUGGCAAAUAUAUUAUGAUCAACACUAAUGGAGUAGUCAUUAGGUUGAUUGAUGCGUUCACUGGAGCUUUAAAAACCACAUUCGAGGGACAUCGGAAUGACCAGCAAGAAGCUCUGGAAGCCUCCUUUUCACCAGAUUCUCAAUUCGUGUUCUGUGGUUCUUCUGAUCGUUGCAUCCAUGCAUGGUGCACAGAAACUGGAAAAAGAGUAGCCACAUUUGAAACCGAACACGACAAUCACCUUCGAAUAGUCUCAUGGAAUCCGAAACACUUCAUGGUGGCUUCAGCAUGUACAAAAUUGUGCUUUUGGAUUCCUGGCGACGAUGUGGUAGAGAACUAG